AUGAUUUUCAAUUCCGAAAUCUCAGGUGAAUAGCAACAUACAACAUCCCCUGUUGUAACAGGAGGUAGUGUUAUUGCAUUGGUUUACAAUGGAGGAGUAAUUGUUGGGACAGAUACUCUUUGUAGUUAUGGAAGUAUGGCUGCAUUCAAAAAUGUAAAAAAGAUUGCAUAAAUAUCCAAAAACACAAUUUAUGCAUCCAGUGGUGAAUUUUCUGAUUUCUAACAAGUGGUGAAGGAAUUAGCAAAAAUUGAUAGAUCAGCCUUAUAAUACGAUGAUGGUGUUCAUCCUUCACCUAAAGAUUAUGGAAAUUUCUUAGCAAGAUUGUCCUAUAAAAAAAGAUGCAAAAUUAACCCAUUAUAUUUACAGAAUGUCAUAGCUGGAUUUCAUAAUGGGGAAAGAUACUUAUCACUCGUGGAUAUCUAUGGUACAUAUUUAGAAUCAAACUUCAUUACAACUGGAUUCGCAAGCUACUUCUGUAAAGCCAUCAUUAGUAAUUAUUGGAAUGAAAAUUGUACUCUUGAUUAGGCCAAAUAAGUAAUUAGAGAAUGCUUUAAAGUCUUAUUCUGCAGGGAUUGCAGAGCUCAUGAUGUAAUUCAAUUGGCAUAUGUUGAUGCAUAAGGUGCUCACAUUGAGGAGCCUGAAAGAGUGGAAACCAAAUGGGACUUUAAUGGAUUCAAAUCAAGGGCUAAUGAGAAAUUACACACAUAAUGAACAUUAUUAUUAUAUGAUUUUUAAUAUUCACUCC
Messenger RNA from Paramecium tetraurelia, 745 nucleotides. RefSeq lists its product as uncharacterized. Lineage: Eukaryota; Ciliophora; Oligohymenophorea; Peniculida; Parameciidae. The transcript has 4 exons. The record is from RefSeq and is a predicted model, not a curated record. Gene Ontology annotation, cellular component: proteasome core complex.